AUCAUGUCCUUCCUUUGGUACCGCCCACCUCCGACCCAGUUCGUUCGUCUUCGUCGUCUCUGCCCUCCCUCCACUCUUUCCUUCCGCGUCCAUUCUCUAUUAUAUCUCUUUAUCGGGAGAUUCGGGAUCGAGACGGGGCCGUGAGAAAGAAACGAGAGAGAAAGGAAGGAGGAAGAAGAAGCGGAGAGAUGAGCAGCGCGGCGUUGGGAGCGCGGACGCGGGUGGGCAAGUACGAGCUGGGGAAGACGCUGGGAGAGGGCAGCUUCGCCAAGGUCAAGUUCGCCACCAAUGUCCAGACCGGGGACACCGUCGCCAUCAAAAUCCUCGACAAGGAUCAGGUCCUCCGCCACAAGAUGGUCGAACUGAUAAAACGAGAAAUUUCUGCUAUGAAGCUAAUCAAGCAUCCAAAUGUUGUUCAGAUCUAUGAGGUAAUGGCCAGCAAGACAAAGAUAUACAUUGUUCUUGAAUUUGUUAAUGGUGGCGAGCUCUUUGACAAAAUUGUCAACCAUGGGAGGCUAAAAGAAGAUGAAGCAAGGAGAUAUUUCCAACAAUUGAUAAAUGCUGUUGAUUAUUGUCAUAGUAGAGGUGUAUACCACAGAGACCUAAAGCCUGAAAAUUUACUUCUGGAUUCAUAUGGUAACCUUAAAGUUUCUGACUUUGGCUUAAGUGCAUUUGCACCACAAAUACGGGAGGAUGGGCUGCUACAUACUGCAUGUGGAACUCCAAAUUAUGUUGCACCUGAGGUGCUCGAUGAUAAAGGUUAUGAUGGUACUGCUUCUGAUGUAUGGUCUUGCGGUGUAAUUCUGUUUGUCCUUAUGUCUGGUUACUUGCCCUUUGAUGAGCCAAACCUCAUGGCUUUGUAUAACAAAAUUUUUAAGGCAGACUUUUCAUUCCCAUCAUGGUUUUCUUCCAGUGCAAAGAAAUUAAUUAAACGUAUUCUAGACCCAAAUCCUCAUACUCGCAUGACACUUCCACAAAUUUUAGAAGAUGAAUGGUUUAAGAAAGGGUAUAAGCCACCAUAUUUUGAAGAAGGCGAAGUUGUGAGCCUUGAUGAUGUCGAUGCCGUUUUCAAUGAUUCAGAGGAACAUCUUGUAACAGAAAAGAAAGAGAAACCAGAGAUGAUGAAUGCAUUUGCACUUAUUUCAAGAUCACAAGGUUUCAAUUUGGGAAAUUUGUUCGAAAAGCAGAUGGGUGUCAUCAAGCGGGAGACCCAUUUUGCUUCUCAGUGCCCUCCUAAUGAGAUCAUGUCUAAAAUAGAGGAAGCAGCUAAGCCUUUGGGUUUCAACGUGCGCAAACACAACUACAAGAUGAAGUUAAAAGGAGACAAAAGUGGAAGGAAGGGCUAUCUAUCUGUAGCAACAGAGGUUUUUGAGGUGGCUCCUACUCUCCACAUGGUUGAGCUGCGUAAAACUGGAGGGGACACAUUAGAGUUUCACAAGUUCUACAAGAGUUUUUCCUCGGGGCUAAAAGAUAUUGUAUGGAAGUCCGAAGCAGUUGCAGAAGAGAUCAGUUGAGUUUCAAAAUGGUUUUGGAUAUACACACAGAAAGAAUGUAAGUCUUCGUGGUCCCUCUUCAUUUUUCUUCGGAACUCCAUGAGAGCCAUGUUUGCAGGUAAUAUCAUGGCAUUAUCGUAGCAGUAGUAGGUAAAUUGCCUAUCAGAACUGGAGGCCUUUUUGGUGGUGAAAUGUAGCUAUAUUGUACAUGGUUCUUGUGGGAAACACUUCAAAGAAUGAGUCCGUCAUUUUGUUCAAAGAGACAGCACAUUGAUUCCUCGUAUUCUUUCAGUUGCCCAACAGAAUACAACGGGGGAGACUAGCUAGCUCUCCCUUUUCAGUUGUUAUAGGUUAAGAAUUUCUCCACUUUUAGUCUUGACUGCAAAUGCAAAAAAUAUAUAUGAGGAUUGAGUAACACAAGAUGGUUAAUAUUGUCAUGAGUGAUGUGCUACAAAAUGACUCUCUUGUACAAUUUUGUUGUGAUUAGUUUCUGCAAUUGCCUUGAACCUUGUAUUGCAAAUCAGCAUUCUUCUUAAAUAGCCAUUUCAUGACAUGGCAAAUUGGAGAUAA
Elaeis guineensis (African oil palm) is the source of this 2063-nucleotide messenger RNA. RefSeq names its product CBL-interacting protein kinase 9. The record is from RefSeq and is a predicted model, not a curated record. Gene Ontology annotation, molecular function: ATP binding; protein serine/threonine kinase activity. NCBI's taxonomy places the organism in Eukaryota, Viridiplantae, Streptophyta, Magnoliopsida, Arecales, Arecaceae. Gene Ontology annotation, biological process: signal transduction; protein phosphorylation.